AUGGCGACGAGGACUAAAGGCUCAAGCAGUGAAUUUUCUUUUAUUCAAAGAAAAACAUUCAAAGAUAUUUCACUAGAACCUGAUGAAACAUUCCCAGGCUUUUGUAACAAAGUUAAGAGAGAAGCUAAACAUUGUGCUUUUAAAUGUGACAGUCCUACAUGUACAGCUGAGUCUACAGCCAUCAGAGAUCAGAUAAUUAUUGGAACAUCCAACAACAAUAUCAGUGAAGAAGCUCUUCUUAGAGAUUGGAAUCUAACAGAUUUAUGCCAAAAAGGGAUGGCAAUGGAGAGUGCUGCUAGAGGUGGUAUCGAAAUUGCUGGUGAAACUUUAAAUAGAGUUGGUCAAUAUUCUUACAAUUCACUUCUGAAAUCGAAGCAGUCCGAAAAAGCUAGAAAGCCCACUUCAAACCAACGAGUUCUAAGCUGCUUUUAUUGUGGAAACAACUUUUCGACCUCUAUCGAUCAACAUCGAUCUAGAUGUUCAGCUCGUAACAUGCAAGAAAUGUUCAAAAAUUGGACAUUUUUCUUCUGUCUGUAG
Molecule: messenger RNA, 537 nt
Organism: Lottia gigantea (owl limpet)
Lineage: Eukaryota; Metazoa; Mollusca; Gastropoda; Lottiidae
Exons: 2
Coding region: 1-537 (178 amino acids)
Source: RefSeq, a predicted model, not a curated record